AGAUGUCGGCUCGGUCAUGUGAUCAGCUGUGUCCAAUCACAGCUGAUCACAUGGGACAUCUACACUGAUCAUCAGGGCACUGAUGAUCAGUGUGCCCUGAUGAUCAGUGUAGCCCCAGCAGUGCCACCUGUCAGUGCCCAUCAAUGCCAGCUGUCAUUGCCCAUCAAUGCCACCUGCCAGUGCCCAUCAGUGCCUCAUCAAUGCCACAUAUCAGUGCCUACCAGUGCACAUCAAUGCCGCAUAUCAGUGCCCAUCUGAGCUGCCUUUCAGUGCCACCUAUUAGUGCUGCCAAUCAGUGCCACCUAUCAAUGCAAUAUAUGAGUGCUGCCUUUCAGUGCCCAUCAGUGAUGCCUGUCAAUGCCCACCAGUGCCACCUGUAACAAGCGUAU
This is a messenger RNA of Staurois parvus, 389 nucleotides long. The record is from the annotation of a GenBank genome assembly. Lineage: Eukaryota; Metazoa; Chordata; Amphibia; Anura; Ranidae.